Silurus meridionalis is the source of this 1269-nucleotide messenger RNA. It is a transcript of the gene gucd1, whose product is annotated as guanylyl cyclase domain containing 1. The record is from RefSeq and is a predicted model, not a curated record. NCBI's taxonomy places the organism in Eukaryota, Metazoa, Chordata, Actinopteri, Siluriformes, Siluridae. The transcript has 6 exons. Bases 361 to 1071 code for a protein of 236 amino acids.
UGACGUCAGUCCGAGUUCCAAACUCUUACAUUGACCGUAAGCCGAACGUAGCAUUGUGUAGAAUAAGCCACAAAUGUCUGAGUUUGUGCUGAAUGUAAUAACUUUGGAUCGUCUCAAUUAUUUUCGUUACACUUUAAGGCACCGAUUGACAAAAGAAUACACUCGGCUACACACGCAUUUAUUUAUCCGUUUUUUUAACAGCUAAUAUUUUGUUCUCGAUAGUUUAACACCAGGCGUUAGAUUAGUGUAAAGUAGCUAACUGGCUAAUGCUAUUGAAGCUCUUCAACGAUGGUAAGGUUAAAGAAACUGUAAAUAGGCAGAUGAACUAGAUAUAUAGGCAGGGAAUAUAAAGCCUACACAAUGACAGAUUCUGUUUUGUUAAACGUACCGGUUAUCCGGCAGCUGUACCACUGGGAUUGUGGGUUGGCAUGUUCAAGAAUGGUACUUAAAUAUCUACAUCCAGUAAGUGAAGAGGAGUUCCAGAGAGCCUGUUGUGACCUGAAACUAACAAAAAGCGUGUGGACGAUUGACCUUGCAUAUCUCAUGUGCCAACUAGGUGUAAAACACUGUUUUUGUACACAAACACUGGGGGUAGACAAGGGCUUUAAAAAUCAGUCAUUCUACAAGAAGCAUUUUGAUACAGAAGAAGAAAGAGUAAAUGAACUCUUUCUGACAGCAGAGAACACAGGCGUGGUGGUAAAGAAAUGCUCUGUGACUGUUCAAGAGAUCCAGGCUCAUCUAAACCAUGGACAUGUGGCCAUUGUGCUGGUAAAUGCUGUACUGUUAGUGUGUGAACUGUGCUCCAAUUCAGUCAAGUACUGCUGCUUUUUACCUGUGAAUCAGAAGUGUUUCUGCAGUACACCUGAUUACCAAGGUCACUUUGUGGUAGUGUGUGGAUUUAAUCGUACUGCUGGCUGCAUCUUCUAUAACAACCCUGCUUAUUCUGACCGUGUGUGCUGUACUAGCAUUAGCAAUUUUGAGGAGGCAAGAAUGAGCUAUGGAACAGAUGAGGACAUUCUUUUAAUCUUCAAGGACAGCUCAUCACAGGAUGCAUCUUUCACUAUUGAGUAACAGUGAGAGACUUGUAUAUAUUAAUAUAGGUAUAAUUAUGUCAUCUGGUGCAAACAAACAUGUAUGGCUGUAAUGUGACUAGUAUUAAUUAGGUAAACCAGUACUAAUACAAGUGUUAAUGCACAAAUAUAUAGAUAGUGUAGUUCCAUAUCUUUUUUCCAUUGAUUGUACAAAUAAAUGGAAAACCAAAAGCUCAAA